Messenger RNA from Anthostomella pinea, 792 nucleotides. Lineage: Eukaryota; Fungi; Ascomycota; Sordariomycetes; Xylariales; Xylariaceae. The record is from the annotation of a GenBank genome assembly.
AUGGCCUGGGGGUGCAAGCAGGCGCUUCGACGGGACGCUGAGUUCCGCAAGGUGAUGCGCCGGGAGGGCGGUACCGACAUCCUUUACGAUCUGCCACGGCACUCGGACGUCGUGCCGUUGUACCAUUACCCGGAGUACAACGAAAACCUGUAUAUGUUUGCCGGGGAAUACGAUUGCCUAGGUGGCCACCUACAUGUAGGCAAAUACAAGGCCGACGACUGCCACAUAUCGAGUCCACCGUGGACAGAUUGGGAGGACCACCGCAGUACGACUGCGAACGAGAGUGCUGCGAGCCUGCAAGCACGCGAAGACGAGCUGCUUCGUCGUGAAGAGCGACUGGAGGCUAGCGAGGCCAUCUUUGAGAUCUUGGGGGAUGCGGAUGCCCCCGCAACAGCCUGGUGGUCCUUGGGGGAGCUCCCUCAGCAUCCUCGGUGGAAGAAGUUGAUCUGCGCAGACAACCCAUUGGUCCGGUACCGGUCCAAGAUCAUUGACGAGGUCAUGAAGCACCGUGGUGAAGACCUCAUGAGCCCCAAGUCUAAGGCCCGCUUCAAUUUCGUGGUUUGCGAUGAGGCCCACCUCGUCAAGAACCGCGCCUCGACAUUGCACAAGGCGGUGAAGUGCCUCCCCCGCGACAUUCGGUGUCCUCCGGGGGAUGCCCCCGCAACAGCCUGCAUGGGUGGUCUGGGGAAUGCUUAUAAAUCGAGCCUUCACCUGGUUGCUAAGUCAGAUUGGUACAUGGGCUGCAAGCUGCUCUUGGAGAAGAGCGUGGACUACACAAUACGCAACAAGUAG